Molecule: messenger RNA, 3783 nt
Organism: Symbiodinium sp. CCMP2592
Lineage: Eukaryota; Dinophyceae; Suessiales; Symbiodiniaceae
Source: the annotation of a GenBank genome assembly
AUGGCGAUGCCUGCACCAGAAGGAGUUGCAGGAGGAUCCCUUCAGGCCCUGAUAGGGAACCUGUCGGCAGCAGCGCAAGCUUUGGCUAGUGCUGCAGGUACAGGAAGUACCAGGAGUUACGACUCUGCAGCUAAGCUGGUAAAGAGUCCGGAUGUAUUCGCUCCAAAGAGUUUGGAGGAGGAAGUUUCACAGUGGCCAGACCGGAGUUUCAGUUUCAAAGUGUUUGUGGGCUUCAUUGAUCCCACCUAUGCAGAAGAGUUGAAGAAAGUGGAGCUGGCACCACCAAAUCCAGCAGAUUAUACAGUUGGUGAAAGAGAAAGAAGUACAAAGCUGUAUGCGAUUUUGGCCUCGUAUCUUAGGAACAGGCCACUAAAGUUAUUGAAGUCAGAAGGAAGUCCAGAUGGAUAUUCUGUCUGGAGGAGACUGUUUGAAGAGUUGGAGCCGUCAAGCCGAACAAGAGGGCUGGCAAUGGCUCAAGCUCUAGUGAGCUUUCCCCAGAUGACGAAGGGGACUUCUAUCUUAGACUAUCUGCCUACCUACGAAAAACUGGUUGCGGAAGACGAAAAACUGUCCGAAGGAAAACCAUACGAUGAGAAUUUGAAAAUCGGAACAGUACUCAAAGGUUUGCCAAAUGAGUUGAGGAAACAUAUCCUGAUAGGAUUGACCCCUACGACGAAGUACGCAGACAUCAGGAAGAAGUUGCUUGAGUAUGAGAGGAGUACCCAAUCGUGGAAUGCGGAGAACAUUUUGCAGUCUUUCAACAUGGAAAGCGCAACGAAGAGAGAUCACGAGAAGAGUUCCUCUAGCAAUGCCCCUCCUGCGAAGAAUGAGACUGGUCAAGUGAGGCAGAUCACAGCUGAAGCAGCGCGACAAGCAAGAAGAGUAGAGAUGACACAAGAGUGGAACGAUGAGGAUGAAGAGCUCAACUUUGUGAGAUUGUGUCAAGAGUUUGAAGGUUUGGUUCAAGGAGAGCUGAGAAGAGUUGAGGAGUUUGAUAUCUCUUCGAGCGAUGAAGUGGAAGAGAUCGAGGAGGAACCGACUGAUGGUUUGAUGGAGUGGUACCAAGGAUGGUGGUUCUUGGAAACAGAAGUUGAAAGAAGUGUGAGAAUGGUUUCUGAAGGAGAUGAUGUGAGAAGAACAGCAAGAGAAGUGGAUGCAUGUGAGGUAGUGCUCGACAGUGGAGCUGACUGCCAUGUGUUGCCUAUGGAUUGGGCAGAAGAAGUCGGAGAAACUUCGAACUUUGAGUACCAUCUGAAAGAUGCGCAAGGGAAAGUGAUCCCAACGCUGCCUGUGAGGCAGAAUGUGACGUUUGUUUUCACGAAGGAGUCUGGAAAGAAGUUGAAGAUCACUGACAGUGCUGUUUGCGGCAAUGUCACCCAACCUUUGUUUGCGGUAGGAAAGAUGUGGAAGCUAGGUUGGGGUACGGUGAAUGAAGAUGGAAGAUUGUGGCUGAAGAAAGGAAGUGUUCGGAUACCGAUAUACUUCAAAAGGAAUUCCUCAAUGGCGAGGAUGUGUAUACGGAGACUUGAAGGAGAAGAGAUGACGGUGCAGCCUGUGAGGCUGGAGCGAGAACUGAAGAAUGAGUUGAAGAGUAAAGAAGAUGAAGAUGGUUGGUUUGUGCUAAAUGACGGCACGCCUGCAAGGUUUGAUUGGUUUAUGGGGAAGACGUUUGACCCAACGGGUCAGUUCCCUAACAGGCUCUAUGAGGGAGCAGGAGAUGAAGGCGAUUAUUUUCCUUAUAGGACAACCUUGCUAGGAAAGAUGAAAAGAAGUGGAGAAAGAGUGUUGAACGAAGUGGAUUGGAAGAGUAUGGAUUUCUUUGAGUGUACGGAGAUCUGGAAGGAUCGCGAAAGAGUGCAACUUGGGGCGAGUCCUCAAGCAAGGUUUGAGGUGAUGGUCACCUUGUUGGAAAAGGGAUUGAAGGAACCGAGUGACUAUGGGUUGCUCACGAACUUGGAAGAGCUUGAAAGAGAACUGGCACAAGAAGGAGUGCCAAUGGAGGCAUAUCAGCCGGAGCUUUUGCAACUUUCGGUUGGAGCUCCAUGGGAUCAUCAGCUGAAGGCUUUGAGGUUUAAGAAGAAGAGAAUUGUGCCUAUUGAUGAUGGGCCAGGACUGCCAAGGUUGGCGGUGGAAACAGACAAAAGAGUAGAAGAGGAAAAGAGAAGCGAGCCUUCGCCGCCAAGCGACCGCCAAGGAAGCUCAAGUUCUUCUAGUAAGAGUUCGUCGCUGUCUGGAGCAACGCCAGAAGCAAUGGACGACGAGAGCGAUGACGAUGAUGAUGAUCCAGGAGAAGUGAGAACAAAGAGAAAAGCGGAAGAUGAAUUGGUGCCCGAUGAAAUGACGUUGGAGGAGUUUCAAAGAGAAGUUGCAAAGAGGAAUGCAGAAGAAGAAGGAGAAGGGUCACCGAAGAAAGGACCAAGAGUAGACGAAGGAACUGGAGAGGUAGAAGAAAGAGUUGAAAAGGUGCCAAGACUUGGAGACGAAGCACGAGGAAGUGCGGCGCGAGUGGAAUACCACAUUCGGAGAUUCGCCAAGAGCGAGGAUCCCGAAGAGCAUGGAGAUGAGUAUGUUGAUCUCGACGAGACACAGCUGUUUCUGGAAGAAAGUCGAGAGUUCCAGAGCAAGUGGAACGAGAAGGUGUGUGAGACAGAAGAGGACCUAACGACCUUCGCAAACAUGCCGACUGUCAUCGAUCCGGACCUCGUCCAAGAGCUCGCCAAAUGCUUCGCUGGGCAGCCGGCCUUGAAGGAAGCGGCAGGCUUCAGCUUUGUUGUCGACCACUCGGGGAAGCUGUUCAAGGGCAAGCGAUGCACGCUGAAGGAUUUGACUCAUAAUCCUGAUGUCAUCGUUGCUACCAUGCAAGCCGUGCAGAAAUCCAGACAGAGUUCCUUCACCGUCAAAGAAGGCAUCCUUCAGUUUUAUGAUGCCAACAAUUUGUGGCCUCGUGGCUUGAAUUCCCGAAUGGAGUGUAUUCAAGAUUGGGCUCUGAUGAUGGGUGAUGCCAUCAAGCGCUUGGCUGCUCAACUGAAACGGAAGGACCACCAGCUGAAGGACAAGAAGAUUCAGAUUCCGAAGCGAAUGAUGAUGACAGAUUCGGUGAUGAGCCGGGUGUGCCAGCAGUUUUCGGAUCUUCGGUUGUACAACAAGGAAGAUGGGAAUCCUACUUUCAAGUUCAGACCUUCAGCUUCCGACGCGAAGGUGGUUCCAAGCUACGCUUCUAGUUCGAUCAUCCUAGCAGCUUUGCUUUGUGACAGGUAUGUGCAGCUAGAUGGCAAUUGCAUUUGUUGCCCCGGUUCUGAGCCCAAGGUUAUGGACAGUUUGGCCUCGACAUCCCCACCUUCUCAGCCUUUCCCUCUCAGCGAUCAGUAUGCCCCUUCCUUCCGGUUCCGAGUGGGUGCUAAACCUGCUGACAGUGGUGAGGCUGAGAAAGCACCCGAUCCACAGAUGCCAUUGGCUGCUCCAAGGUUUAAGUUCAAGGUGACUAAGAAGGUGAGUAAGAACGUCAAGAAGAAGCCCGGCAAUAAGCGCCGAAAGAACACCGUCGAGAAGGAGCACAUUUAUGGGGACUACGUUCCGAAUAACUUUCUUGAAAGGGCCAAGGCUUUCAUCGCAGAGGCGAAAAAUGACGGUGCCACUCCGGCAGAAGCCCGCACAAUGUGGGUCGAAAGCCGGGAACGAGCCGUGCUGUUGGCCGACAUGCCUUUGAGCGAACUCAAACGCCGGAGAUUUGUGGGGGCAGGAGUCCAAACGAAUCCGUUUAAAGUUGCGGCACUUGGCGGCUGA